GAUGGAUGACAUUCAGCUUUGUAAAGAAAUCAGCCGGCUGAAGAAGGAGCUUCAAAAACUCAUAGCUCUUCCAGAGAAUGAGAAAUCCAACGAGGAGAAGCAGAGGGAAGAGGAGUUGGUACAGCAGAUACACAAGCUGGUGGAAACACGGGAUUUCCUGGUGGAUGAUGUGGAAUUUGAGAGGCUCAGGGAAAGGGAGGAAGACAAGGAAAUGGCAGAGUUCCUGCAAAGUAAGCUCUCCAGAAGCUAUCUCCAGAAAGCAACUCCUGUCAAAGAGAAGAAAAUGACUUCCAGGGGGCAGCAAACCUCUGCACCAUACCUGACCAAAACGGGCCUCACCCUGCUCAAGGAGUGCUGUGGCUUCACCUGCUCCAUCAUGUAG
Antrostomus carolinensis (chuck-will's-widow) is the source of this 382-nucleotide messenger RNA. RefSeq lists its product as uncharacterized. The annotation marks the transcript as partial. Lineage: Eukaryota; Metazoa; Chordata; Aves; Caprimulgiformes; Caprimulgidae. The transcript is spliced from 4 exons. The record is from RefSeq and is a predicted model, not a curated record.